CGUCACAGACGACGACCAAUCAGAGAGCAGCUAGCUUACUCGCUGUUGUCCUGAGCCGAGAGCGGUUAGCUAACCGGGUUAAACACUAAAAACUACAAACAUUCACAUCUGGAUUUAUUCUCAUUGUUUCCGAGUCUGAUGGCUUCAUGAUAACCUCCCAGAGAGCAGAGCCCGUUCACUACCAUGGCCCUCGCUGAGGAGCAGCCUGAGAAACACUGCUGGGUGUGUUUUGCCACCGAGAGAGACGACCACAGUGCGGAGUGGGUGAGCCCCUGCAGGUGUAAAGGCUGUACCAAGUGGAUCCACCAGUCGUGUCUGCAGCGCUGGCUGGACGAGAAGCAGAAAGGAAACAGCGGAGGAGCCGUCAGCUGUCCACAAUGUGGCACCGAGUACACCAUCACCUUCCCCAAGACGGGCCCGUUGGUGUAUUUCCUCCAGCAGAUAGACCGAGCCCUGUCCCGAGCCAGUCCCUUCGCCGCCGUCGGGGUGGUGGUCGGGACCGUGUACUGGUCGGCCGUCACAUACGGAGCGGUGACCGUCAUGCAGGUCGUCGGACAUAAGAAGGGGCUGGAUGUGAUGCAGCGAGCCGACCCGCUGUUCCUGUUGAUGGGUCUGCCCACCAUCCCCGUGGCGUUGGUCCUGGGAAAGAUGAUCCGCUGGGAGGAUUAUAUAGUGAGGCUGUGGCAGAGAUACUCCUUCAAACGGAAGCUCCCGCCAGGCACAGGUCAUUAUCUGCCCCGUGUCCCCGCCGACGGACCCGGUGCAGGAGAUCACCUCUCUGUGUCCAGGACUCUGUGCGGCGCUCUCAUCUUUCCCUCCAUCGCCAGUCUGGUGGGACGGCUGCUGUUCAGACGGACGCCCUCGAACCUUCAGCGCACCGUACUGGGUGGCAUCGCCUUUGUGUUGAUCAAGGGAGUGCUGAAGGUGUAUUUCAAGCAGCAGCAGUACAUCAUUCAGGCCAACCGGCACAUCCUCAACUACCCCGAAAGAGAGCGAGACGGACCGGCUGAGGGUGGAGACGACGACACAGAGGACAGCGGCAAUGAAUAGUUUAUCAGCUCGGAUUGAGGGGG
This is a messenger RNA of Dicentrarchus labrax (European seabass), 1073 nucleotides long. RefSeq names its product membrane-associated ring finger (C3HC4) 5, like (gene marchf5l). The coding region runs from base 184 to 1050 and encodes 288 amino acids. Lineage: Eukaryota; Metazoa; Chordata; Actinopteri; Moronidae. The record is from RefSeq and is a predicted model, not a curated record. Gene Ontology annotation, molecular function: zinc ion binding. The transcript is spliced from 7 exons.